Molecule: messenger RNA, 956 nt
Organism: Paramecium sonneborni
Lineage: Eukaryota; Ciliophora; Oligohymenophorea; Peniculida; Parameciidae
Source: the annotation of a GenBank genome assembly
CUUUGUCAUGAGAUAGAAAACAUUCAAUUAAAAGGAAUAUAAUUCGAAUUAGUUUGUGAUUAAUAAGAUUUGUUUUUAUUAUAGAAAUGAAACUAUAUUGUAUUAAAUAAGAGGAACGAACCAAUCCAUAACCACCAGUAAGCAUUCCAAGAUCACUUCCUCUCGGUAGAAAUAAUAAGUAUCUCCAAUUAGUUUAGAAGAGUGAAAAUUGCAUAUCAAUUUAAAAACAAUGGUGUGUUGUAGAUAAAUUCAUGAGAGCUUUAAACAAGUUAUAAAUAGCUUAAAACAAAAUAUAAAAUUAACCAAAGUACCCUUUUGUGUUAUAACUGUCUAUAAAUGAAUUUAUCGUAUAAAUAGUGUAAAUUCUAAGGUUCAUUUGGGUACCAAUAAAGUAGAAUUAGCAAUGUCUAAUGAGCUUUCUUUUUACUCCAAUUUUCAGCCGAUUCAAUACUGUUGUCCUCCUCCAGUUAACACACCAACUCCAACUAUCAAACUUCCUAUUCAUAAAAAACGGGAAGUUAAUGUUCUUCAAGACCAGAAAGACACUAAGAAUAUCCCUAAGAAUUACUGCAAGAGUAUCAUCACUUUUGCUUGCAAAAAUUAAAAUCUCUGUCUUGAAAUACUUAAAGACUAGUUGAAAGUGGUUAAAUUCUUGGAAAAGAUUACUGUUUACAAAAAAUUACUACUAAACAUAAGAAUAUUCAGUAGUCUUUUGUAACACUCUGAAGAUCCUGAAGAAGAGGAAUUUAGAAGGGCUUUCAGAAUCAUCAGGUAAUUUCAUAUACUAUAUUAAAAGUCGGAUAUUUAUCAAGAAAUAUGCUAUAAACUAUAUUUUUAACUCUAAGAUAGUCUAGCAUAACUGGCAUAUGAGAUAUAGAUCAUAGAUAUAUAAGGGAGUUAAAAAUCCAAACAAUUUUUCACAUAUUAAAAACUUAUGAAAAAAGUUUGAUUGAAUC